Messenger RNA from Cucurbita maxima (winter squash), 1895 nucleotides. RefSeq lists its product as uncharacterized. NCBI's taxonomy places the organism in Eukaryota, Viridiplantae, Streptophyta, Magnoliopsida, Cucurbitales, Cucurbitaceae. Gene Ontology annotation, molecular function: antioxidant activity. The record is from RefSeq and is a predicted model, not a curated record. The coding region runs from base 438 to 1652 and encodes 404 amino acids. The transcript has 5 exons.
UUUCUUGAUAUUCAAGAUUUGACAGUCCUUUUCAUCAUUCAUUUUGACAAUAUUUGUAGAGCAUUUCUUCUUAAGCAAAUGAAGAUGACAGCAUCAAGAACAGUUCUAAAGAAAAACCCUUGAUAUUGACGAAAUCAAAUGCAUCACACUAUUUUGUUCCUUGUCUCUAGAUAAGACAUGGUGGUGAAAAAGAAAACCCACCAAAAGUUGUGAACUGUUCAAAGUUGAAUAACUCUCAAAAUUGAUCUUUUCUCGAUAUCCAGGUGAGUUCUUUGUUCACAUUAUGAACUCUCCUCUAUAUAAAGUCAAAUUCCCAUGUUGAUAUUGUUGCUUACAAAGGCCAAACAGUCUACUAGGAUAAGUUUGUAAGACUAUAACAAUAUUUAUAAUCCUGGGAGUGUCUAGCAGCAGGAAUCAUUAAUCUUCCUCUGAAGAAAAUGGCUUCUUUCUCUGUGGAGGAUUUUGUGGGGAAUGGGGUGCUCAAGGAUCUGCUUCCGACUUUGCUGGAAGAAGGCUGGGAUGAUGUACCAACCUUGAAGGUUAUGAAUUCUGAGGAUAUGGAUGCAAUAAAGAUGACACAACAACAAAAGGAAGCAGUGGAGAUCAGAACUUACCUGCAUGACAGAUCUCUGAUGCAGUAUGGGGACAGGCUAGAGUCCUCAGGGAAGUGUUUGCCAGAACUUCUAAGCUUGAGCGUUGAAGAUUUAACAGCUCAAUUCCAUAUGAAAAGAGGCCACAUAGCACGUUUCAAGGACAGAAACAGUUCAUGUGCGGAUCCCUUGACCAAAAAGUCUGAUGCACCUUCUCCAUCUACCAGCAUCAAAAGGACUUAUCAGUCUAACAGCUCAAAGCGGAUGCAGAGUAUGAGAAGCCGAACAUUUCAGGACAAAAAAAUUGAGGAAGCUCUGAGCGAUUUCAAGAUUGAAGAAGGAUAUGUAUUCAAGGGGAUUGUUGCAGCAGAACCAGCCGGCCAUAGGGCCUGCGCUUGUGUGCAACCUCCUCCUAUUGUUGACAAAGUUGCUCCUUAUUCUGCCAUUGAAAGCAUCUCCAUUCAGAAAUUAACUCCCGAGUAUAAGAUUGGAAUGGAGCGUUUGGUGAAAACUAAGACUCCCCCAAUGAAAGCUUCAGCACUAUGGCAGAAUAAGCCUGCAAUAAUCCUCUGUAUUAGACGUCCUGGGUGUAUCAUGUGCAGAGCAGAAGCUCACCAGCUAUAUACCAGAAAACCGGUAUUUGAUGCACUGGGAUUUCAACUAUUUGCUGUAAUUCACGAACACAUAGAAUCAGAGGUGAAGGACUUCUGGCCCAGGUACUGGGGAGGCACUGUAAUCUUUGACCAUGGUAGAGGGUUCUUCAAAGCCCUAGGUGGUGGAAAAUUAAUGAAGGACAAAUUCCUAUCUGGAUUUCUUUUCAACCCUCGAGCCAUAGCAAAUUAUAAGCGUGCAAAAGCUAUGGGAGUGAAGCAAAACUUCAACGGAGAAGGAGAAAUUAAGGGUGGUCUGUUCAUUCUUGGCACAGCGAAGAGUGGUAUUGCUUACCAGUUUAUUGAGCGGAACUUUGGGGACUGGGCACCUCUUUCUGAAGUAAUUAACAUCUGUACAAAAUUACAGAGCCAAUCACAAGUUCCUGGGUCAUCCAUGGAAACAUCCCAAUAAGAUAACCGAAGUUUAUCCCUAGUGUACUACGAAUUCUCAUCUGGAGUUUCUAUAUGGUUCGCAGUUGAUACUUUCAACAACAUAUAAGAAAUGUUGCCAUCUUUCAUCGUUCCUUUUUCUCAGAUGUGCUUUAAUUAAUUUAUCUGGCCUGGCUGUGUUGUACAGAAGAGCUUUAAUGAUUGCUGUGCUUGUUCUUAUCAUUUGACAACUUCACAUGUACCAACUGGGUCUAGUUUGAAACAA